UUGUCCAGGAAAAGCGCCCGCGAUCGAUCAAUCCCUAGUUCGUCAAUCGCUGCGAGUGGAUCGAUCAUGGCGGCGCUGCGCCCGCGGGCGCUUGGGGCUUUGAUGCCGCUGCUAUAUUUCGUGGCGAUGGCGGCGGCGGCGCAGCGGGAGCGCUCGUCCGAGGCAAGCUGGGUCGAGAAUACCGCGCACAAGCUGGAAGCGAUGUUCCCUGCCUCGCGAUCUUGGCCGACUCGUCCUUGGCUGUCGCAAGGCGUUUUCUCUCAACUGGAGAAUGGUACUAGGCUCUGUCGUGGCGUUUCUUGGAGCGAUGUUUGCAAACGCGGCCGGCGUCGGCGGUGGCGGCCUCUUCGUUCCCUUGUUUCGGCUCUUGAUUGGAUUCGAUGUGAAGACCUCGGCAGCUCUAUCGAAAUCGAUGAUUAUGGGCGGUGCUGUUGCUUCAGCUCUCUACAACUUACCAUCCAAGCAUCCCGUGCUUGACAAGCCGCUCAUAGACUACGACCUUGCGCUUCUCAUACAGCCCAUGCUUUUACUGGGAAUUAGCAUCGGAGUUAUGUGCAAUGUGAUGUUCCCGGACUGGAUCCUCACAGUUCUGCUCGUCGCUGUUCUUACUGGUAUGGCAUUCAAAACGUUCAACAAAGGUGCAUGUACCUGGAGCACGGAAUCUGAGCAAAAGGCCCACUGUUGUGACACCGGGGAAGAAGGUUUUGUCUCAAAUUCCCGGACGGAGCCAUCGUCAUCUUUGGAGCAGGGUCUGCUAGCGAAGUCCGAGCAAUGUGCUCCACAGGAAGGCUUACCAUCUUCGAUCAAGUGGGCCAACAUCUGUCUCCUUUGUACUGUGUGGACGGUCUAUCUCAUUCUGCAAUUGCUGAAGUCUGGUGCCGCGACAUGUGGACGUCUUUAUUGGAUUCUGACUGUCCUCCAAGCCCCAGUUUCAAUCGGAGCAACCGCAAUUGGAGUGUGGAGGAUUUACAGACGAGGAGAUUUCGGGAAAGAAAAGCCAGCUUCGGGUCCAACUUGCGAGCAGCUCUUUUUGUAUCCUCUUUAUGCGGUACUCGCCGGUGUCGUUGGCGGGCUGCUAGGCAUUGGAGGGGGGAUGAUACUGGCGCCAUUGUUUCUGGAACUCGGCAUAAUCCCACAGGUUACGUCCGCAACCACGACGUUUAUCGUUGUCUUCUCCUCAUCCAUGUCCGUUGUAGAGUUCUAUCUUCUGGGAAGACUUCCAGUCAGAUUUGCUGCAUAUUUCACCACGCUAUGCGGCAUCGCAGCGUUGGUUGGCCUCCACGCAACCAAACUGUUCAUCCGGAGAUACGGAAGAACUUCGUUCAUCAUCUUUAUCCUGGCGGCCAUAAUCGGAUCAAGUGCCAUCAUUCUGGGAAUCAUUGGAGGCUUCGCGGACAUUAGAAGAUACAUCGCAGGGGAAUACAUGGGAUUCCACAGCCUUUGCGAAGAUUGAAACCAAAGGUAUGUAUACGUAAAGAACAAAGAACUAGAAACAAAAUCAAAGCAACACGGUACAUGAUCGUGUACCUGUGGUGGAGAUUGUUUCGUUAAGUGAUGUUUAUACCAAAGGUUAGAUUAAAUUUUCUACCUUUGCUGGAAGAAUAAUGGAUAUGAAUAUUCUCUA
Messenger RNA from Selaginella moellendorffii, 1624 nucleotides. Its product is annotated as sulfite exporter TauE/SafE family protein 3. The transcript has 12 exons. Bases 272 to 1453 code for a protein of 393 amino acids. Gene Ontology annotation, cellular component: Cul4A-RING E3 ubiquitin ligase complex; membrane. Lineage: Eukaryota; Viridiplantae; Streptophyta; Lycopodiopsida; Selaginellales; Selaginellaceae. Gene Ontology annotation, biological process: protein ubiquitination. The record is from RefSeq and is a predicted model, not a curated record.